This is a messenger RNA of Danio aesculapii, 18161 nucleotides long. RefSeq names its product family with sequence similarity 169 member Aa (gene fam169aa). NCBI's taxonomy places the organism in Eukaryota, Metazoa, Chordata, Actinopteri, Cypriniformes, Danionidae. The transcript is spliced from 12 exons. The coding region runs from base 106 to 15042 and encodes 4978 amino acids. The record is from RefSeq and is a predicted model, not a curated record.
GUGCAUACACAACUAUGUAACAGCCGCGUACUGUAAUAUUCAUGCACGGAGAUUUACGAGAAUAAAAAUAUAUAUCAUAAACGACGGGAAUUUUAAAAAGCCAGGAUGGCAUUUCCUGUAGAUAUUCUGACAAAUGUGGAUCACGAGUCCUUAGAGCAGGCAGCAGAGGAAUACAUGUCUCAGCUUUCAUAUAGAAAAACUGAGUACCUCACCCUGCCUAAUUCCAAACAGAUAAAGAUUGGUCUCAAUGUGAGUUUCGUCCCUCUAUAUGGGACAGAUACUAAAAAGAAGAUCCUUGCAUUGUUCUCGCCUGACGACUCUAUCACAGUUGUAGGGCUUUAUUUGCUGGGUAAGUGGUGGGGAGUUGAAGACAUACUUAAAACAGCAGAUCCUUCCAGAACAGGCUUGAUCAAGGUCAGCACUCUUGGGGAGAGGAUAGUCCUGUAUGUCCUCAACAGAAUUGUGCUGAGAAAUGAGAAGAGCAGUGAAGAGGUUUUAUUCCUCUGCCAUGGCGAGCAUGAAUCUGCAAAAAUACUGUGGAAGGAUGGAGUGGCCAUUGGCUUUUACUCAUUCAAACCAAAAGGUAGCUUGUGCAGAAACUUUGUGACCCAGUGCUAUCAGCUUCCUGUCAUGGAUACGGUGUUUGUCAGGAAGUGUCACCGAGGCAAGGAUCAUGGCGUAAAGAUACUGGAAGAUUUUGUUUGUAGCUUCAGAAAUGAGGACACAGGGUUGAAAUUUCCUCUUUCUGAAGCUAUGUAUAAAGUUUGUGAAAAGUACUUGAGAAUAUAUCCAGCAAACAAAGAGUUCCUGUGGGAAGUAGAAUAUACAGGAAGCUUUUUCCAGAGAACUCUAAUAGCGAAGAGGCUACAAGGGUUGAAUCAAAAAGAAAAGGACCACGUUGUGAGCAAACUUAUUUUUGAGGAAGAAGAUGCCACUGCUCCAAUGGAAAUUGAGAUCACAAAGAUUCAGGAAACCACUGAAUCCACAAUGGAAAUUGAGGAGACCAUCACAGACAUAAUGAAAGAUGACAUACCUGUCACAAGACGUAGUACAAGUAGCAAUCUGAAACGUAGGGGUAUCAGAGAAAAUUCAGAAGAGAGGCUUUCAGAGAACAUUAUCAGGGUGGAAGACAUUGAGGCAGGAGUGGCAACUGAGGGGAGUCUUGAUAACACUUUUCCUGUAAAAGAUUCAGAAACUGUGAUUAGGGGUACAACAGACACGGUAACUGCGACUGUCACAAGAAUAUCAGCGUUUAGAGGUUCACAGAAAGAAAUGGGAAAAUACAUAAUUACAGCAACAUCAGAUGGGAAUCCAGUCACUCACCUCACCACAUCUGAGGAAAUAAAGAGUAAAAAAGGCAGUAAAGAGGAAUUUGAAAUGGUUAAGGAGCAUACUGUUGAAAUACAAGGAACCAUUAUAGGGUCUACUGAUCAAAGUCAAAUUCAGUCUGUGGUGAAUGUGGAGAUUGUCAAGAUGAGUACAGGAACUGAAGAGGAACAACAUGAGAAUUUAGAAAAUAUCAUAGAUGUUGAGAAAGAAAAAUCUGUGAGUGAGACAGGGAAGGGGGAAAUAAAACAAAUGUUGGAUAAACUCGAAGGGGGAAAUGCUCAGAGUGAGACUGAUAAAACAUUUAACAGUACUGAAGUUUUGCAAGAGAUUACAGAGCAACCUGAAAUACACGCUAAACUAAGGGAAAAAGAACAGGUUUAUUGGGAUGAGGAAAUAACAGAGAGGAAAGAAAGAGAAGGAAGUGAGGUUAUGGAAGUUCAGGGAAAGGACCUAAUUGAGGAAAACAGAAAUGACAACUUAGGUCCAGAAAAAUGUGAAGCCUUGCAUAAAGACACAGUUCUGCAGCAGUCUGUGGAAAUAAAAGACCAAACAGAGAUGGAAGUUCUUUGUACUGAAGAGGUCUUAUGUGAACAACAAAAACAGUGUGAGGCUGAAAAAGUCUCUGAACCACACCAAAGAAAGACAUACAAGGGCACAGGAUUUGAAAAAGCUAAGAAAAAUAAAGUAGGCCCUGAUGAUACAAAACAGGUAUUCAGCCAAAGUAAACUGACUCAAAAGAGAACAUCACCUGAAACUCCAUCAAGGAGAUCCAAAAGACUCAGGCAUGAACCUGCUGAAACAGUUAGAACAACAAAGUCUGUAAAAACAACCCAACAAAGAAACAAACAUCACAGCAAAGCUGUUAUUCAAGAGGAACAUACUGAACAACCAGUAGAUAAAUCUGAACACGAUAGUUCUGAGGUUAUUGAAGAAAGCUCAGCUGAACACCAGACAGAAACAGAGAAUGAAGUUAAGGAAUGCAUCAAAAAUAUGCUUACAGUGGAAACUGUAUCUACUAUGGACAAUGAAAUCAGACAAGUUGAGAAAACUCUUGAUGUGGUUACAGCAGUUUCUGAAUUAGUAAAAGGAGCAGCAAAAUUUCAUGAAGCACCACAAGAGUCAUCUGUAAGACCUAUAGAGGUACAAGAAACUAAAACAACAUUCGAAGAGCAUGAGGAAGGAGUGGCACAUAGCAAAACUAAAGUUGUUAUCGUAGAAUUUCAUGAGGUUUCUUCUAAAAAGGCAGGUGAUGAUCAUGAAGAAAUGGAUAUUAUUGAACAAGACGAAUUAAAGGAUUGUGUGUCAACUGAACAACAAAUAGCUGAAGAUACUUUGGAAGUUGAAGAACAAGAUGGAACAUUGAACAUGGACACCAAACCAAUUGAAGAACCAGCAUGUACUACAGAAGGAUACAUCGUAGCAACUGAUGUUUCUGUAACUCAAGAACAAGAGAAUACAUCAGAAGUGAAAGAUCUGAUUGUUCAAGGCAAAGAUGAAAAAACAGAAACUGAGCAAUCUAAAAAGGAUCAACGGGAUUCAUAUGAAGAAGCCAAACAGUAUCCAAAACAAGGUGAACAAGCUAAAAAGAAAAGACUGACCGACGUCUCAAGUAGAUCCACAAGACUUAGGGAUCAACCUGUUGACCCUGGGGUGACACCUGUUAGGAGAUCUACACGUGGCAAAGAAGUGAUACAACAAAAACUGUGUGAGCCACAAGCUAAGGUAAAAAUUCUGACCAAAGAAAGGAUUGUGAUGGAUAAAAAAAUGAGGCCAGAGGAAAGUGAAAUGACAAACACAAAAGUUGAUGAAGCCAUAGCAGCUUCACCCGGAAGUUCAGAACUACUGAUAGCUACUGAAACAGAUGACAAAGUGGAAAUACCUCAAAUUACACAGACUACAGAGGAGAAAAUCCCAGCAGUGGAAGCAGAAAAUGAUGAUGCCACAGAAAAGGCAAUCAAAGAAAUCAAAAAGAUGGCAAACAAGGAAAUUAAUUUAGCUGGAGAAACAGACAUAGAAAUGAGUAGCCUUGUUCAGGAGCAGGAUAUAAAUGAAAAGGAGGCACCUGUCAGCACAGAAAUAAGUCUUAGACAUAGAACAAUAAAGGUUACAUCUACACCAAGAAAGAAAUCUGGACGUGUACAAAAACGAGAAGAUGAAGUAGUUGUUGAACAUCAGGAAACACAUACAUUAAUGAGCAAGAAAAAAAUAGAAAUAAUCUCAGUGACAGAAGAGAGACAUGAAUUUAUGGAACAGUACGUGAGUAAGUUGGAGAACACAGGAGCAAGCUUAGCUGAAUUGGGGCCAGUGGAAAAAACUGAGAUAAGUAAAGAUAAAUAUGAAGAAAUCUCAGCAACAACAGAAGAAGUUGUAAAUGUCUGUACACUAGCUAGUACAACAGAGACCUGUCUUGAAGAAAUGUCUAACGCAAAUGUUGAGGAAACUGUGGCUGUUGAACUUAAGAGUUCUGAAAUACUGAUCGGUAUAGAUAUAGAUGAUAAAGCGGAGAAAAUUCAGAUUGUAGAGGGUCCUGAAGAAGAGGUCUCAGAAGCAGAUCAUGAUGAGGGGGCAGAGAGAGAUGAUGGUACUCAAAUAAUAAGAUUACAAAAAUCCACAGUAGUACUUGUAGAUUUGAGCCAGGUUUCCCAAGAUAGAGAAUAUGAUGAGAGUUCAGAUGUCUUAAGACAUUCCGAAACUUUGGAACAACUGAAACUAGAUAAAACAGAAAAAAAUGAAAACAAACCAGAAGAGGAUGAACAGCAAGAAAAGAUUCUCGAAAAAGAAAAAAUGAAAGACACAGCUGUGGAAAAAUACAAACUUGAUAAACUCAACGAGGAGCAAUUGCCAACAGAAGAUCAGAGAAAGCAUAAAAACAUUAGCAGUCCUUCUCUAGAGAAACCUGUUCAGGAAAACCUAGAUGAGGCUGCAGUCACCACAGAAAGAAGUCUUAGACGGAGAACAAUACAAGUUCACUCUCCACCAAAAAGGAAAUAUAGGCAUAUACAAAAACAAAAGGCUGAAACUUUGGGACAUACAACUGAAUUAGUUCUAAUAACAGAAAAAAGAGCUGAUGAAGGAGAUCAAGUAUGUGCAGAAAUAGACAAUGAAGACAAAGCACCUCAUGAAUUAAAUGUAAAAGCUGCUGAGAAGGGCAUUCCUGAAGAGGAUGUUGCAGAAAAAGAAAUUGAAGAAAUAAACAAGAUGGUCCACAAGGAAACAAGUUUAGCUGUGACAAAAAACACAAGUCAGGAGGUACCUCAAAUGAGAGAAGAAGCUGCAUCAGAGCAACAGGAAAAUCAUCCACUGGCACAGAAUAAGGAGGAAACAGUUGAGAAAGAAAACCUGACUGACUUAGUGGUUAGCACGGAGCAAACAAACAUUUCAAAGGGCACCAUCGUUCAAGUAGAGAAAGAGGUCUCCCAAGUGGAAUGCAUUAAACCCUAUCAAAGUGACCAAGAAGGGAUCACAAGAAGAAGUCUCAGGGUCAGUACCAAAUCAGUUAAAUCUACACAGAAGACCAGAGCAUCUACACAACUCUACAAAGCAGAGUCAGAACCAGUGAAAGAAGUUGAUAUGAAUAGAGAUGAACAUGAAGUAUCCUCAGCAACAACAGAAGAGACUGUGAAUGUUUGUGAAUCAGUAAUUAUUGUUGAGACCAACUUGGAAAGUCUUGAUGAAUUAGCAAACACAAAUGUUGAGGAAACUCCAGCUGUUGAACCUGAGACUUCUCAACUGCUACAGGGUGUAGAAAUAGAUGGUAAAGAGGAGGAACCUCAGACUGUGGAGGUGGUCCCUUUUGAAGAAGCAGAGCCAGAUGACUUGGUUGAGAAAGAUGACAGAACUUCAGUUAUACAACUGCAAAAUGCCACAUUAGUGCUUGUAGAUUUAAACAAACUUUCUCAAAACACAGAAGGGGAGUGUGAUACUCCAGAAACCCCACAACAUUCACAGACAGACAAAAACAUUGAAUUGGAGGGACCAAUUUAUAGUGAACAUCAACUAUGUAAUGUAACACCAAAAGAGAAAGAACAGCAAGAACUACAAAUUGAGAAAGACACUAAAAAGACCCAUAAGCAAGACAAAAUGGACGAAGAAAACACAAAGGAAGAGAAAAAUGAACCCAAUAAACAAGACAUGACAUUUGAGAGGCAAAAACUAACAGAAAAUUGGGAAGAACAAAUUGGUGUAAUAGAGACAGAAAACAUAGAGGGUUAUAGUGCUGUAACCUCUGGAGAGAAUCAAGAGGUAACAAAAUUGGCAGACAAAACAAAUAUCAUUAAGGAGACAGAACAAGAGCAAGAUGUUGCUUUAUUAGAGAAACAAGCAGACAGUAAGGCAGAGAUGAGCGGUAUUGCUCGCGGCGCAGCAGAUUCUGUCCAAGAGAUCUUAGAAGAGGAUCCGCAAAUUAGCACAGAGCGAAGUCUCAGAAGAAGAACAAUAAUAGUUCAGUCUCCACCAAGGAAAAAAUCAAGACGUGUACAAAAACAAGAGGCAGAAGCCUUUGAGGAUAAAACUGGAAAACUCACAGUAACAGAAAAGGUAGUUGAAGUUAUGAAUAAAGAAAUUACAAAAAUAGACGGUAAAGAGGAAAAGCCUCAAAAAUCAACAGUAGAAACUACAGAUGAGGAGAUCCCACUUGCUGAGGAGGAACCUAAAGAGUGUGCAGCAGAAAAAGUAGCUGAAGAAAUUAACCAAGUAGAGAACAAGGUAACAUACACACACGAGGAGAUACUAGAGACGGAGGAAGCUAAUUUAGUGCAACAAGGUAAUGAUCCACUGGUUAUAAAUGAGAAACAAACAACCGAGACAGAAGAAUCCUUAGAAAUGGACCCUGUAGUUAGCAAGGGGAAACCAUACAUUGUAGAGGGGACCACCAUUCAGGUAGAGGAAGAGGUCUCACAGAUGGAAUGCAAUGAACCCAAUCAGAGUGGCCAUGAAGGGAUCACAAGAAGAAGUCUCAGGCUCAGUACCAAAUCAGUUAAAACUACACAGAAGACCAGAUCAUCUACACGUCUCCACAAAGCAGAGUCAGAACCAGUGAAAGAAGUAGAUAUGAGUACAGAUGUAUAUGAAGAAACCUCAACAACAACAGAAAAGACUAUGGAUGUCUGUGUACCAGUAAUUACUGUCAAGACCAACUUGAAAAGUCUUGAUGAAUUAGCAAACACAGAUGUUGAGGAAACUGCAGCUGUUGAACCUGAGACUUCUGAAACUUUGCUGGGUGUAGAAAUAGAUGGUAAAGAGGAGGAACCUCAGACUGUGGAGGAGGUCCCUCUUGAAGAAGCAGAGCCAGAUAACUUGGUUGGGAAAGAUGACAUAACUUCAGUUAUACAACUGCAAAAUGCCACAGUUGUACUUGUAGAUUUAAACAAACUUUCUCAAAACACAGAUGAAGAGAGGGAUACUCCAGAAAUCUCAAUGCAUUCUCAGACAAGGGAAAACAUUGAACUGGAGGAACCAAUUUUUAGUGAACAUGAACUAUGUAAUGUAACACCAGAAGAGAAAGAACAGCAAGAACUACAAAUUGAGAAAGACACUAAAAAGACCCAUGAACAAGACAAAAUGGAUGAAGAAAACACAGAGGAAGAGAAAAAUGAACCCAAUAAACAAGACAUGACAUUUGAGAGCCAAAAACUAACAGAAGACUUGGAAGAACAAAUUGAUGUAAUAGAGAAAGAAACCAUAGAAAGUUAUAGUGCUGUAACAUCUGGAGAGAAUCAAGAAGUAACACAAAUGGCAGACAAAACAAAUAUCAUUAAGGAGAUAGAACAAGAUCAAGAUGUUGCUUUAUUAGAGAAACAAGCAGACACUAUGGCAGAGAUGAGCGAUAUUGCUCACGGGGCAGCAGAUUCUGUUCAAGAGAUCUUAGAAGAGGAGACACCAUUCAGCACAGAGCGAAGUCUCAGACGAAGAACAAUAAUAGUUCAGUCUCCACCAAGGAAAAAGACAAGACGUUUACAAAAACAAGAGCCAGAAGCCUUUGAGGAACAAACUGGAAAACUCACAGUAACAGGAAAGGUGGUUGAAAAAAUGAAUAAAGAAAUGACAAAAAUAGACGGUAAAGAGGAGAUGCCUCAAAAAUCAACAGUAGAAACUACAGAUGAGGAGAUCCCACUUGCUGAAGAUGAACCUAAAGAGUGUGAAGCACAAAAAGUAGUGGAAGAAAUUAACCAAGUGGAGAACAAGGUAACAUACAUAAAUGAGGAGAUACUAGAAACGGAAGAAGCUAGUUUAGUGCAACAAGGUAAGGAUCCACUGGCUAUAAAUGAGAAACAAACAACUGAGACAGAAGAAUCUUUAGAAAUGGACCCUGUAGUUAGCAAGGGGAAACCAUACAUUGUAGAGGGGACCACCAUUCACGUAGAGGAAGAGGUCUCACAGGUGGAAUGCAAUGAACCUAAUCAAAGUGGCCAUGAAGGGAUCACAAGAAGAAGUCUCAGGCUCAGUACCAAAUCAGUUAAAACUACACAGAAGACCAGAUCAUCUACACGUCUCCACAAAGUAGAGUCAGAACCAGUGAAAGAAGUAGAUAUGAGUACAGAUGUAUAUGAAGAAUCCUCAGCAACAACAGAAGAGACUAUGGAUGUCUGUGUACCAAUAAUUACUGUCGAGACCAACUUGAAAAGUAUUGAUGAAUUAGCAAACACAGAUGUUGAGGAAACUCCAGCUGUUGAACCUGAGACUUCUGAUCCUAUACUGGGUGUAGAAAUAGGUGGUAAAGAGGAGGAACAUCAGACUGUGGAGGAGGUCCCUCUUGAAGAAGUAGAGCCAGAUAACUCGGUUGGAAAAGAUGACAUAAUUUCAGUUAUACAACUGCAAAAUGCCAGAGUUGUACUUGUAGAUUUAAACAAAUUUUCUCAAAACACAGAUGAAGAGAGGGAACUGGAGGAACCCAUUUUUAAUGAACAUGAACUAUGUAAUGUAACACCAGAGGAGAAAGAACAGCAAGAACUACAAAUUGAGAAAGACACUAAAAGGACCCAGGAGCAAGACAAAAUGGACAAAGAAAACACAGAUAAAGAGAAAAAUGAACCCAAUAAACAAGACAUGAUAUUUGAGAGGCAAAAACUAACAGAAGACUUGGAAGAACAAAUUGAUGUAAUAGAGACAGAAACCAUAGAAAGUUUUAGUGCUGUAACAUCUGGAGAGAAUCAAGAAGUAACACAAAUGGCAGACAAAACAAAUAUUAUUAAGGAGACAGAACAAGAUCAAGAUGUUGCUUUGUUAAAGAAACAAGCAGACAGUAAAGCAGAGAUGAGCGGUAUUGCUCACGGGGCAGCAGAAUCUUUUCAAGAGAUCUUAGAAGAGGAGACACCAUUCAGCACAGAGCGGAGUCUCAGACGAAGAACAAUAAUAGUUCAGUCUCCACCAAGGAAAAAAUCAAGACGUGUACAAAAACAAGGGACAGAAGCCUUUGAGGAUAAAACUGGAAAACUCACAGUAACAGGAAAGGUGGUUGAAAAAAUGAAUAAAGAAAUGACAAAAAUAGACGGUAAAGAGGAGAUGCCUCAAAAAUCAACAGUAGAAACUACAGACGAGGAGAUCCCACUUGCUGAAGAUGAACCUAAAGAGUGUGAAGCACAAAAAGUAGCGGAAGAAAUUAACCAAGUGGAGAACAAGGUAACAUACAUAAAUGAGGAGAUACUAGAAACGGAAGAAGCUAGUUUAGUGCAACAAGGUAAGGAUCCACUGGCUAUAAAUGAGAAACAAACAACUGAGACAAAAGAAUCUUUUGAAAUGGACCCUGUAGUUAGCAAGGGGAAACCAUACAUUGUAGAGGGGACCACCAUUCAUGUAGAGGAAGAGGUCUCACAGGUGGAAUGCAAUGAACCUAAUCAAAGUGGCCAUGAAGGGAUCACAAGAAGAAGUCUCAGGCUCAGUACCAAAUCAGUUAAAACUACACAGAAGACCAGAUCAUCUACACGUCUCCACAAAGUAGAGUCAGAACCAGUGAAAGAAGUAGAUAUGAGUACAGAUGUAUAUGAAGAAUCCUCAGCAACAACAGAAGAGACUAUGGAUGUCUGUGUACCAAUAAUUACUGUCGAGACCAACUUGGAAAGUAUUGAUGAAUUAGCAAACACAGAUGUUGAGGAAACUCCAGCUGUUGAACCUGAGACUUCUGAUCCUAUACUGGGUGUAGAAAUAGGUGGUAAAGAGGAGGAACCUCAGACUGUGGAGGAGGUCCCUCUUGAAGAAGCAGAGCCAGAUAAAUCGGUUGGAAAAGAUGACAUAAUUUCAGUUAUACAACUGCAAAAUGCCAGAGUUGUACUUGUAGAUUUAAACAAAUUUUCUCAAAACACAGAUGAAGAGAGGGAACUGGAGGAACCCAUUUUUAAUGAACAUGAACUAUGUAAUGUAACACCAGAGGAGAAAGAACAGCAAGAACUACAAAUUGAGAAAGACACCAAAAAGACCCAGGAGCAAGACAAAAUGGACAAAGAAAACACAGAUAAAGAGAAAAAUGAACCCAAUAAACAAGACAUGAUAUUUGAGAGCCAAAAACUAACAGAAGAUUUGGAAGAACAAAUUGAUGUAAUAGAGACAGAAACCAUAGAAAGUUAUAGUGCUGUAACAUCUGGAGAGAAUCAAGAAGUAACACAAAUGGCAGACAAAACAAAUAUCAUUAAGGAGACAGAACAAGAUCAAGAUGUUGCUUUGUUAAAGAAACAAGCAGACAGUAAGGCAGAGAUGAGCGGUAUUGCUCACGGGGCAGCAGAUUCUGUUCAAGAGAUCUUAGAAGAGGAGACACCAUUCAGCGCAGAGCGGAGUCUCAGACGAAGAACAAUAAUAGUUCAGUCUCCACCAAGGAAAAAACCAAGACGUGUACAAAAACAAGGGGCAGAAGCCUUUGAGGAUAAAACUGGAAAACUCACAGUAACAGGAAAGGUAGAUGAAGAAAUGAAUAAAGAAAUUACAAAAAUAGAUGGUAAAGAGGAAAUGCCUCAAAAAUCAACAGUGGAAACUACCUAUGAGGAGAUCCCACUUGCUGAAGAGGAACCUAACGAGUGUGAAGCACAAAAAGUAGCUGAAGAAAUUAACCAAGUGGGGAACAAGGUAACAUACAUAAACGAGGAGAUACUAGAGACGGAAAAAGCUAAUUUAGUGCAAGAAAGUAAUGAUCCACUGGUUAUAAAUGAGAAACAAACAACUGAGACAGAAGAAUCCUUAGAAAUUGACCCUGCAGUUAGCAAGGGACAACCAUACAUUGUAGAGGGGACCACCAUUCAGGUAGAGGAAGAGGUCUCACGGAUGGAAUGCAAUGAACCCAAUCAAAGUGGCCAUGAAAGGAUCACAAGAAGAAGUCUCAGGCUCAGUACCAAAUCAGUUAAAACUACACGGAAGACCAGAUCAUCUACACGUCUCCACAAAGCAGAGUUCGAACCAGUUAAAGACGUAGAUAUAAAUAGAGAUGUAUAUGAAGAAUACUUAGCAACAACAGAAGAGACUGUGAAUGUCUGUAAACCAGUAAUUUGGAAAAAACUUGGAAAUUUUGGAAAAAACUUGGAAAGUCUGGAUGAAUUAGCAAACACAGAUGUUGAGGAAGCUCCAGCUGUUGAACCUGAGACUUCUGAACCUCUACUGGGUGUAGAAAUAGAUGGUAAAGAGGAGGAACCUCAGACUGUGGCGGAGGACCCUCUUGAAAAAGCAGAGCUUAAUAACUUGGUUCAGAAAGAUGACAGAACUUCAGUUAUACAACUGCAAAAUGCCACAGUAGUGCUUGUAGAUUUAAACAAACCUUCUCAAAACACAGAAGGAGAAAGCGAUACUCCAGAAUUCCCAACACGUUCUCAGACAGAGGAAAACAUGGAACUGGAUAAACCAGUUUAUAGUGAACAUCGAAUGGGUAAUCUUACAUCAAAAGAGGAAGAAAACCAAGUACUACAAAUGGGUGAAAAUAUUGAAAAGACCCCUGAGCUGGAAAAAAUGCAGGAAGAAGACACAGAUGAACAGCAGAACAAGCCCAUCAAACAAGAUGAGACAUUUGAAGGGGGGCAAAAUCUGACAGAAGAUUCGGAAGAACAAAUUUAUGUAAUGGAGAAAAAGCAUCUAGAAGCCACCGCAAUAGCAGACAAGUCAAAUAUAAUUCAGGAUGGAGAAACGGAUCAAGAUUUUGGUUUGAAAGAGAAACAAACAGAGAGUGAGGCAGAGAUGAGCAGUCUUCUUCAUGAGUCAGUAGUAUCUGUCCAAGAGAUCUUAGAAGAUGAAGCACCUGUCAGCAUAGAGAGAAGACUGAGACAAAGAACAAUAAAAGUUCAAUCGACACCAAGAAAGAUAUCGAGAGGUGUGGAAAAACAAGAGGCUUCUGGAGGUAAAAGGGGUAAAGUACAAAUAACCAGAAAGGCAGCAAAAGAAAUGCACAAAGAAAGUGCAAAAGUCGAUGGCAAAGAGGAAACUAUUAAGCAAUCAACUGUAGAGGCUACUGAGAACAUGUCAUUUAUAGAAGUAGAACCUAUAGAAUGUGUAGCAGAAAAAGUAGCUGAAGAAAUCAACAAAAUUGAAAACAAGGAAACAAAUUUAGUUGUGGCAAAGGACACAGAUGAGGAAGCACCAGACAUGAAAAGAGCAGCCAAUUUAGAGCAACAUGAAACUUAUCCAUUGGCAAUAAAUGUGAAACAAACAGCUGAGACAGAAAAACCCAUGGAGAUCAAUGAAGAUCCAGUGGUUAACAAGGAGCAAACAAAUGUUUACGAUGAGGCCACCAUUCAUUUAGUAGGGGAGGAGGUCUCACACGUGGAAACCACUGAAAGGAUUAAAAGAAGAAGUCUCAGGAUUGGUGCAAAAUCAGUCACACUGAAACAGAAAACCAGAAAAUCAACACGUCUCCACAAUGCUGAGUUGGAACUAGCGAAAGAAGCAGAUAUGAGUAGAGAUGAAUUUGAAGAAACAUCAACAACAACAGGUGAGACUAGCUUGCAAAGUUUUAAUAAAACCGUGAACAUGAAUGUUGAGGAAACUCCAGCUGUUGAACCGGAGACUUCUGAACUGCUAAUCGGUGUAGAAACAUUUGAGGAAGGACCUCAGACUGUGGAGGAGGCGCUUCUUAAAGACACAGGACCUGAUGAGGGAGCAAAAGAUGAUGACACUCCAGUAAUACAACUGCAAAAAGCCACAGUUAUACUUGUAGAUCUAAACAAGCAUACCCAAAAUACAGAAGGAGAGAGUAAUACUUCAGAAGCCCCACCACAUUCUCAGACAGAGGAAAACAUGGAACUGGAUAACCCAGUUUAUAGUGAACAUCAGCUAUGUCAUAAAAGAAGAGAAGAAGAACAGCAAGAGCUACAGAAAGAGGAAGAUACUAAAAAGGCCCUUGAGGAAGACAAAGUGGAGGAAGAACGCACAGAUGAGGAGCAGAAUGAUCCUGGAAAACAGGAUAUAACAUCUGAGGGACAAAAACCAAAAGAAGAUUUGAAAAGACAAAUAGAUGUACAGAGGACAAUUGUACAGGAAGUCAUACAUGUGCACAUGCAAGAAGCUGUAACAUCUGGAGAGCAUUCAGAAGCAACAAUAAUGAUAGAUAAAACAAAUAUGCAGGAGGCAGAAAAUGAUCAAAAUAUUGCUUUAAAAGAUAAGCAUGCAGACAGUGAUGUAGAAAUAAGCUACCUUGGUCACAAGGCAGCAGUAGCUGUCCCGGAAGCCUUGGAAGAGGAGGCCCCAGUUAGCACUGAGCGUAGUCUCAGACGCAGAACAAUACCAAUUCAGUCUCCGCUAAAAAGGAAAUCAAGACGUCUACAAAAACAAGAGGCUAAAGCUUUUGAAGAUAAAACUACAAAAGUCCCAAUAACAGGAAAGGCAGUUGAUGAGCAUCAAGAGGCAAAAAUAGAUGAAAAGGAGCAAACACUUCAGAAAUCAACUGUAGAGGCAACUUCAGAGGAGAUCCCACCUGUAGAAACAGAACCUGAAGAGUGUGUAGCAGAAAAAGUAGAAAAUAUGGAGAAUAAGGAAAUACAGUCAGGGAAUGAGGAGGCACCUAAGAUGGAAAAAGAAGAAGCCAUUUUAGAACAACAGAAAAAUAAGGACUUGGUUGAAAACAUCAUGGAGACUGAUGAAGUUUUAAUGGUUGCAAAAGAGCAGACUUACAUUGUAGAGGAAACCACCAUACAAGCAGAGUUAGAAUUAACAAAAGAAGCAGAUAUGAGCAGAAAUGAAGAUAAUUUAUCAAUCACAAUAGAAACUUUAGAAGUACAUGUACAAAGUAAAACCACAGAGACCAAUGAUGGGGGGAAGGUGGAUGGAAGUUUGCAUAACAUAUCUACAGAUAAAAAAGAAGUUGAGAUCGAGGGCUCAAUUAAAAAAACUGAAAACACAGAAGAAACACAAAAAGAUUUAGAUGAGGGAGUUCAGGAAGAAGAAAAAGCUGAGGAAAACACAGACCAGGAACUCGAGGAGAACAUUCAGGAUAAGACAGAAAAUGAAAUGAUCACUCAUCAAGAACAAGUAGUCUCUCAGGAGGACAAUGUUUGGGAAACCAAUCCAGCAGCUGACUGUAAGUCAACAGUUAUUGAGGCAAAGGUUGCUUUAGAAAAGACAGAGCAGGAUACAUCCUUAAUUACGAGAAGAAGUCUCAGGUCCCGAACAGUAACAGUCCAAUCUACACCAAGAAGAAUGCCAAAACGGCUCCACAGACAUGAGGUGGAGCCAGAAAAGGAAACAAAGAGUGAUACAUGUGGAAAUGAAAAUGACACUGCAUUACCACAACUAGCUGAUGAUUUAAGUAUCACUGUAGAAAAUAUUGCUGAAUUUGAAGACACAAAGGAGCAAGAGGACAUUAUUCUGCUAAAUACUGAAGAAAAGGCUGCAGAAAUUGAGACAAGAGAGGAUACAGUGGAGAAAGGAAAAGAAAUCCAUGACAAAAAUGAGCAGGAGAAGACUCACAAUGACAAUCUUGAGAGAGAAGAUGUUCAGGUAUCUAAAGAACAGGAUGAGGUCUCUGAUGUACUGGAUGAAAAGAAGCAUCUCAAAGAAAUCCAAUAUGAGAGUUCUGCAGAUGUGCAAGAAUGUUCUUAUGAUAUGGAGGAAACAAGAAAAACCCUUAGAAAAAGAACCAUAGUGGAAGAAGCUGCUCCAAGAAAAUCCAAAUGUUCACGCAAAGUACACAGUGAAGAUAUCGAGCAUGUAAAGGUAGCAGUUUUGGGGUCUGAGUCAGUAGAGGAAUAUGUAGAGCUGAGGUCUGAUGAAUCAGUAAUUUUUGAGGUCAGUAAUUCAGGGGAAGAAAUAUUACAGCAAAUUCUGAGAAAUACAGAGGAAAACAACAGACAAAUAGAAAACACAGAAACACUGGAGGAAGUGAUAUCUGAGCAGUGUCUGGAGGCAGACGAACAACCACUUGAGUCCAUUGCAAAUGAGGGUUUCACUUUAGAGUUGGAGGUAGAGGAAACAUCUGAUCUAGAGGAAAACAGAGUAGAUGAGGACAGUAGUGUGUCCAUUGAGGCUCCAAAGGAGGUGUCCACAUUUGAAGAAAAAUUAGAAGGUGAAGAAAAUACCUCUGAUAAUGACAAGAAAGGUCUUUCCAUUGAAAAGCAUGUUCGUCGGAGUAGCAAAGCUACAGGUUCAGCCAGACGAAAAUCAAUGAGAUUACAAAUGCUCGAAUCGAAAAAGAAAACAAAUGAAUCUGAUUUGGAAGAGUCAGAAGUGAGAUAUCAGAGAAAACGAAAAGCCAUAACCGAUUUAACACCUGCACGAAGAUCAAAACGCCAUGCUAGGGGAAAAAACGUUUAAUCGAUUUUUGGCUCUUGUAUUUCUUCAAAACAAUACAUUGCGUAAGGGACCAACAAAUUAUAUACAUAAUGUGAAGUUUUCUAUAACAUUUAAUAUGCAAAAUAAUGCAAAUUAUCGAAACAAAUAUAUAUUUGUAUUUUUUUAAGAAAUUUGUGGGAUUUUAUAAAAUACUGGUUUCUUAAAAUAAGAAUUUUCUUGUAAAUUAAGCAUGUUAAGUAUAACAUUUAGGGUCAGAUUUACUAACAGCUUGUGCCAGGAAAAAUGCUCUUUUACAUGCAGAAAAUUUUGCAGCUGAUUUCUUAGCACAUAUAAAUAAUUAGGAGUUUCUCUUUAAAUGCUAAAUUUCAGAAUUUGAAUAUUUAAAUAAUUAGUGGAAUGAGAUUUAACAAGGGUUUCAGUGGUCAAAUUACUGGUGUGUGCACUAAUAUUUAAAGGUGCCAUAGAAUCCAUUGAUAAAUUAUGUUUAAAUCAUUUUCUGCUAUCUCCAUAGAAGGUAUAGUGGGGAAAAAACUCCAGAAACUUUUUACAAGCCCAUGUAUUAAUAUCAACUCAUAUGUUAACAGAUGAGUUUUAUGAAGUUUAUUACCAUCCUUUCACUCUAGAAAAAUCACAAGAGCUGAGUGAUAUGUCAGAAACAUGAAUGAGCAUUUGCUAUUUAGGAGGUAAUCAUCUUUGAGAAUUAGGAUUUCCACACAUCAGUUCUAAGAAUUCCUCAUAUUUACUCCAAAAAUAUCCUAAAAAUAUCGAAAAAAUAUAUAUUAUUAAAAUAUAUAUUUUAGAAAUAAUCUCAGUGUUUUCAUGUAUAAAUAACAAGCUGUUAUUUUAGUUUUGCUUUUCUAUGUUUACCAUGAAAUGACAAAUCACGCAUUUGGUUGAGCAUAAUUUUGAAAAAUUAUUACAAGCAUACUAAAUAUUUUUCAUGGCACCAAGUAACAUAACUUUGUAAACUUAGGGCCCUUAGAUGGUAAUAUGUCAAAAAACAAGCUUACCUUGCAUAUUAUCACCAAAAACAGUUCACAUGUCAGGACUGAUUUUCUUGUCUUUGACUUCAAUGGUAGAAUAGUGACGAGUGCUGUUGAUUGAGUUAGUGACAACUAGUGUACUUUUUUGGCAUAACAUAUACCUCAACCAGACGGUAGAGAUGGUUCAAUCAGGUUUAGUUAAGUUAGGUACUCCUCUCAAUAAAAUAAUGUCAGUCAAAAUAUGGUCAACCGUUUGGUCGAGAAGGCAGUUAAAGGGUUAAUCACUUAUUCAACAGUAUACAUGUGUUUGUUGCCUCAUUUCAAACUUACAUUAAACCAAUAAAAUAUACAGUUCUAUACAGACCUUAUGCCUCCUCGCUGAAUGAAAUUAUAAUCCGUCAUUGCCGUUUUGACAGGCUAAGUUGCCCUUUCUUUGACUUACAUCAAAGCUAACGUCUGUCCUAUUUUCAGAGUAAGAGUCCCAUAUGCAUAGGAACUAUAAUAAUAUGUGUUAAACAGAAAGUAAGGAGGGGGGGGUAUAAUUGUUGUAAUCACAAUAGGAAACAUUGCGGCCAAUUAAGCUCUGCUGUGGUGUGCUUAUUAUUGAUCUUAUGAGUAAUGUCAGGGUUUGGGCUUUGUUUGGAUUGGUCUGUUUUUCACCAUGUUUUGCACUCAAUGGUGUUUGAGGCUCACUGUAUGUCACUUAAAUGUACAGAAUUUUUAUUAUUUGGCUAUGCCUAAGUAUAUCCAGUUUUUCAUUCUAUGGCACCUUCAAUGCACCAAAAUCAAUGCACCAAAACCUUUGUGCACCAGUCAGGUUUUCCCACCUUUCCCAGAGCUUAUCAUCAGCUCUGCUUUUUUGUACCUUAUUUGUGCUGAUCUUGGUAGAUUAUAAUACAUUUAAUGGGAUUGUUGAUUGUCAGUAGAUCACUUACAGAACUGUUUAGUUAAUCUGGCACUUAGUUGAUAUCUUAAAGUUAGACGCAUUCUUUCUUUCUUUUUAACAUUUUUAAAACUAUAUUGUGAAUUUACAUUUAAAAUCCCUUAUAAAAAUAGUUUGUAAUGUACAGUAAUAUUUUUAUAUAUAUUUCAUAUUAAAUCAGGCUCUGGAUAGGAAGCUAAAUUAAACAUUGUUCAUCAUUUUCACAGAGUACACAUAUAAAUGUGAGAGUUUAUAAGAGUUUUUCAAUUAAACAAAAAGUACCACGAAGCUGUGGUUUAAAGUGAAUAUAUAAUAUUUAAGGAGUGUUAUCAAGCCCUUGGUUGUUAAACUCACUGUAAACCUCUGCUUCUUGGUAUUUAUUACUUUUAUGAAAUGGCUUUUCCAUAUACGUAGCAAGGUUUCACAAAACAAUACAAAGAAAAUAAGUUUCUUUGGGUCCGUACUUACAGUGGAAUUGUUGCCAAGCAAAAGUCACAGGUGUAUGUUUGUAGAAUUAAACGCAGCUCAGCCAAUCAGACCCUAACUAUCUGUUUUGUAAUGUGAGCUUCCAUUACAAACAUUAUACCUUUCAAGGUUUGUAACGUGGAUAACUUUAUCAUGUAAAACUCUUGUGUUUAUUUUUGGAAAAACAAUAUCAGUCUUGUGGGUAACACUAUAAGUUUCCAUUAGUUAAUGUUAUUAAAUGUAUUUACUAACUUGAACAAAUGAUGAACAAUGCAUUUAUUAAAGUAUAGUUUUUUUCUUUUUAUUAAUGCUGGCUAUUGAAAAUAAAGUUGUUUAUUAUUAGUUCUUGUUAACUCUUUCACAGUGCAUUAAAUAUCGUUAAGAAGCUAAACUUCAAUUUUAAUUAUGCAUUAAUGGUGAACUAUGAUUAAUAAAUGUUAUGGAUAAUAAAUGUCUUGGUUCAAGGCAAUAAAUACAUUUAUUAAUGUUAACUGGAACCUUAUUGUUAUAAAAUGUGACUGCAAUUGUGUAUCUAAAAGCAAUUUACUUUGUAACAGGAUCAUUUUAUCAUAUUCAUAUGUUUUCUGUAAUAUGUUGGUGAAUGUGUAAUUCUGUGGGUUUGUAAAGGGUUUUUCAUCCUUCAUUUUGUUAGCAGGGGAGUGUAAUUUGUUUUACUUUUCACAUUCAUAAUUUAGUUUCAUUGAGCUUUCUGAUUGUCCUGUCGAACAUUUUUUUUUAAACCUGUUUUAAUAAAGUCAUUAAUCACCUGA